Messenger RNA from Tricharina praecox, 2396 nucleotides. RefSeq lists its product as uncharacterized. The transcript is spliced from 3 exons. The coding region runs from base 105 to 2213 and encodes 702 amino acids. NCBI's taxonomy places the organism in Eukaryota, Fungi, Ascomycota, Pezizomycetes, Pezizales, Pyronemataceae. The record is from RefSeq and is a predicted model, not a curated record.
UCUACGGGCUUCUAGCAGGUCAACGUCAUAGACCCCCCAAAACACCCCACACCAAACAAAAAGAGAUAGGUCCGCACACCGGACCUGCUCUAGUAUUAGAUACUAUGCUCUCAUCCUCCUCGCAACAUCAUCACCUCCCUCACUCCCACACUCAACCUCAUCACUUCUCCACUUCACCUUCAUCCACCCAGACCUCCUCCUACUACUACCCAGAAGACAACAACUACAACACAUCGCCUUCCAUCUACCACCCAGCUCCCACCCAGGCCUACCCACCUGCGAAGCGUGUCAAGGUCUACCCGAGCUUCGACUUCACAGAAAUUCCCUCCACCUUUGACUGCCCUCCUCUGGUUUACUCUAGCGUCAUGCCUCAGGCAGCUCCUCUCCCCAGGAACAUCGCUCCUCAGAUCAACCUUCACCGGGCAUCCGAGCCGGCUUCUCCCGUUACCAUCGCUACCACCCUGUCGACUCACUCUUCGCCAUCGCCGUCGCCGUCGAGGGUGACGAUCGUGUCGGACCACCACAAUUCCGCCGACUUCCCUCUGUACGAGGAGAGCUACCCGUUGAAGGAGCAUCAACUCAACAAGCAAAACGUCCUGCGCCCCCGGUUCGGUGCCAACACUUCGAAUCCCUCGCCCACCUUUCACGAUUCGCUGGUCGGUGAAUUGGAUCCGUCGUGGCCCCUUUGCACGCCGCAGUUGAUGGACUACGCCAAGUUGCAGCGAUCGCAGCAGCAGCAGCAGCAGCAGCAGCAGCAGCAGCAGCAGCAAUACUACCAGAACCAGAUGCCCGUCUUCCGCCACACUGAAGACGAAGACAUUCCCGAGCUGUCUCCUUCGCGGUGUUCGGCAUCCAGACCAUCCAUCUCCGAGCUCGACAUGCCUACCACCCCCGGACACUCGCCCGUGCACAGGGAAUCAAGCAGGUGUGCGCAGACACCGACAGCUCGUGAGCACGCCUUCAUUGCGCAUUGGAUAGACGGCUGCUUACCCCUUCAAUUAGAACACCACACUGGACCCAAGCUCAUGCGCACCGUCUCCGACGCCGAACAGGAUGAGCUCUUCAACCCCGGAAUGGCCCCUGGUGCGACGCGCUCGCAACCGGAACGCAUCGCGGACACGAAUUCGCAGUUGCCGACUCUACUGCAGCAGGCGCAGAGCCAGCACAUGGCACGCUCGACUCCGGUCAAGCCCACCAUGAUGGUUCGCGAUCACUCGCCGUUCAGAGCCAAUUCCCCCUUCCACCCCGCUCGCACACAACAGGAAAUUAUCCCGUCGCCCACCCGGACGACCGCUUUCCUGAACGUUGGUGCUUACACCACCGCACGGUCCCAGCGUGAGAAGAAUAUCGAGCGCGACGCGGAGGCUCUGAGGCAGCAGCUGCGAAAGGAGUACGAGGAGUUGCAGCAGACCCCCAAGACGAUCUCGCCCAAGGAUGCUUACCUCGAGUACGCCGAGCCCGAGAACAACAACGGCAUCCAGGGCGGUCUCUUCAGCAGCAGCCAGAACGAUGACGCCUACUCUCAGCACAGCAUCAAGAGCGAGAGCGACAGCGGUAGCUUUCACGGCGAUGACGAUAACGAGCAGAGUUACGACGAAAGCUUGGCUCCCGGCAGCCGCAGGGACAGUGACGUGAACAUGGACUACGGCAUGCCGAUCUACCACCACCACCACAACAACGAGAACACCCAGCAGCAGCAGCAGCAGCAGCAGCAGCAGUUCGGAGACCACCUCAACAUUCCCGGUUACGGGUGGGGUGACGAAUGCUCCAGCCAGGAAAGUUCGGAGGCUUCACGCCAUUCCGACUCAAACCACGAGCUAACAUCAUCACCGCUCCGCAAACCGGCCGACACCAUGGCCAAUGACGGCGCCUACUCCUGUACCGUGCACGGCUGCAGCCUGCGCUUCCCAACAGCCAGCAAGAUGUCCAAGCACCGACGAGAGGCACACAGGAACAACACGCCGUUGAGCCGUGAUGCACCCAUCAAGUCACUGCUCCAGGGACCAUCCCGUUGCGAGCGGACAAACCCUACCACCGGCAAGCCCUGCAACACCAUCUUCUCUCGGCCUUACGACCUCACUCGUCAUGAAGACACCAUCCACAACACCGCGCGCCAAAAGGUUCGGUGUGAGAUCUGCAACGACGAGAAGACCUUUAGCCGACACGACGCACUGACCCGACACAAGAAGGUUAAGCACGGUAUCGACAAAUAAAUCAUCGCGCCGGUGUUUUUUAUUUUAUUUAUUUCCUUCUUUCUUUUGGCUCGUCCAGGUUUCGCAGCAAGGAAGGGGAGGGUUUCGUCGAUCGGGGUAAUGGUGCGCCCUCGAAGAUGUGGAGUGAUCCGCAUCCGUCCUUCGCUAGUCUGCGGAUCGGCGCCGACCGUUGCUCCCAACCAC